Ornithorhynchus anatinus (platypus) is the source of this 2424-nucleotide messenger RNA. RefSeq names its product Kell metallo-endopeptidase (Kell blood group) (gene KEL). Gene Ontology annotation, cellular component: plasma membrane. Gene Ontology annotation, biological process: protein processing. The transcript is spliced from 18 exons. Gene Ontology annotation, molecular function: metalloendopeptidase activity. The record is from RefSeq and is a predicted model, not a curated record. The coding region runs from base 54 to 2297 and encodes 747 amino acids. Lineage: Eukaryota; Metazoa; Chordata; Mammalia; Monotremata; Ornithorhynchidae.
GGCUACCCCUGAAUCAAGCCCUGCCAGGACAGAGCAGGGCACAGAGCGGGUGGAUGGACGCUGAGAGCAGAAGCAGCCGAGAUGUGGACAGAGACACGGAGAGUCACGGAGAGACCCGAAGAGACAAAGACCCACCGGGCAGCAACCUGGCAGUCCGCAGAGCAAGGAGACAGCAGCGCGGCCUGGAGGAGGUGUCCCCCCAAGAGCAGAGUCGGCGCUGGUCUCCCCUGGAACGGACGCUGGGGACCCUGGUGUUCCUUGGCCUGCUGGUGGCCUUCUCCGUCCUGAUGGUCUACAACCUGCUCGGCUGCAGCCCCCGUCCCUGCCAGAGUCCAGAGUGCACAGCCCUCCUCGCCCACUACAGAACGGCUAGCAAUGCCAGCGUCUCGCCCUGUGCGGAUUUCUACAGCUUCGCCUGCGGGCGCAGGGGGGCAGGGGACCCCCCCGGGGUCAAAGGGGACCCCUUCCACACCCUGGAAGAGGAGAACCACCACCGGCUCCAGAGGCUUCUGGAGGCCGCCGGCCCCCCCAGCCCGGGAUCCGCGGCGGAGAAGGCCUUGAGCUACUACCGCUCCUGCAUGGACACGGAGGGCAUCGAGGCACAGGGCACCAGCCCGCUCUCACAGGUCAUCCAGCAGCUGGGGGGCUGGCACAUCGCGGGCCACUACAGUCCCCCCGACUUCAACCAGACCCUGCAGCUCCUGAUGAGCGAAUUUGACUCCUUUCCAUUCUUCCGAGCCUACCUGGGGCCCGGCCCGGAGCCCCCACAUGCGCCUGUCAUCCAGAUCGACCAGCCGGAGUUUACGAUGCCCUCUCAGCACGGCCAGGGCAACUACCCACAGAUGCUGAGGGCCUACCUGGCCUACCUGACGAGUCUGGGGACGCUGCUGGGGGGAACCCCCGACAGGGCACACAGCCAAGCCUCCAUGUCUCUGUCCAUCUCGUCGCAGCUGCAGAAGGAGCUGAGGCCCCUGGAGGAGCGGCGGGCGAGGGGCCGGCUCUUCCAGCCCAUCACCCUGGCCCAGCUGCAGAAAGAGGUCCCCAUCAUCGACUGGUUGUCCUGCCUGCGGGCUACCUUCUCCCCGAUGUCUCUGGAGCCCUCACAGCCUUUGAUGGUGCACGACCUGGACUACCUGAAGGGCGCGGCUAAGGUCAUCCAACAGCUGCAGGAGCAGGAGGAAGACGCCCUGCAGAGUCACAUGCUGCUGAGGCUGGUGGGGACGCUGACGCCGGCGCUGGACAGCCGCUUCCAGGCAGCCCACCGGGAGCUCGGGCGGCGGCUGCGGGAGCUGGACGGACACGCACCCCGGCCGCCAGCCCCGCGCUGGAAGCGCUGCGUGCAGCAGGCGGGGACCUUCUUCCAGCCCGUCCUGGGAGCCCUGUUCGUGCGGGACGCCUUCGCCACCCACGGAAAGCAGCCCGCCGCCGGGCUUUUCUCCGAGGUCCGCGAUGCCCUGCUGGACCGUCUGCAGCGCCUCCGGUGGAUGGAUGAGAAGACCCGGGACGAAGCCCGGAGCAGGGUGGCCAGUUUGCGGGUGGAGAUGGGGGGCCCUGAGGAGAUGCUGAAGCCGGAAUCGGUGGACCGGGACUACCAGGAUGUGCAGCUGGGCCCCAGCUUUCUGCAGACCAUGCUGAGCUGCAUGCGCUCCCUCCGGGCCAGGAAUAUGCGCAGAGUCCUGCAGGGCUCCCGGUCACACCGAUGGCAGGUCCCGCCCUGGGCCGUGAGCGCCUAUUACUCCGUGUCGGACCACGUGAUGAUCUUUCCCGCCGGCCUGCUCCAGCCCCCCUUUUUCCACCCCGGAUACCCCAGGGCCGUCAAUUUUGGGGCCGCCGGAAGUGUGAUGGCGCAUGAGCUUCUGCACAUCUUCUACUACUUCUUGCUGCCCGGGGGCUGCCCAAGUUGCAACGGGUCAUUUGUGCAAGAGGCCUUGUGGUGCCUGCGGCGUCAGUAUGAGGGUCCCCGGGCGACCCCCGACAACAGCUCACGGACCCUGCUGGAGGACAGCGCCGAUAUCGGGGCCCUGACCAUCGCCCUGCAGGCCUACAGGAAGCAUCUGCAGCGGCAUCGAGGCGAGAGCCCCCUCCCCGACCUCGGACUCAGCCCCAGCCAACUCUUCUUUCUCAGCUUUGCCCACGUGAUGUGUGGGCGUCCCAAGCCAGAAGACCCCCAGGAACCCCACAGCCCGCCCGCCCUGCGUGUCCGGGGGGCCCUCAGCAAUGCCCCUGCCUUCGCUCGCCAUUUCAACUGCCCUCCGGGUGCCCCGUUAAACCCCCUUCAGCGCUGUAACCUGUGGUGAGGCCUCGAGAGCCCCCUCGCCCCUUCCCACACACCCCGGGACCACCGCUCCUCACCUCCGCCCCCGCCCUCUCUAUCUGGAAAUAAAGACCCACGAGGCCUGGGCCUAGACCGCCCGUCACCCCCGA